Messenger RNA from Suillus clintonianus, 4910 nucleotides. RefSeq names its product ABC protein. Gene Ontology annotation, biological process: transmembrane transport. The coding region runs from base 257 to 4570 and encodes 1437 amino acids. NCBI's taxonomy places the organism in Eukaryota, Fungi, Basidiomycota, Agaricomycetes, Boletales, Suillaceae. Gene Ontology annotation, cellular component: membrane. The record is from RefSeq and is a predicted model, not a curated record. The transcript has 39 exons. Gene Ontology annotation, molecular function: ABC-type transporter activity; ATP binding; ATP hydrolysis activity.
AGUACGAACAAGUAUCAGGAUGGGCAUUCGAUGGAGCGAAACAUCAGGCCUUAGAUUCAGGAAAUAAUCCAAUUCAAGAACCCACCAAAAUGGCCCGAGCCAACGUUCACGAAUCAACGGUUAUCCACGGUUUGAUCGACUGAGUACUGGCAGCCCAGCAUUAAAGUUUGGGAUGCACGUAUAAUCAUGCAAUCGUCACCUCUUCCCCCAGCUAGCUGUUAUUCAUCUGGUCCAGGAUUAUCACCGACUCUCCCACAUGGCCUUCCAACGCUCAGAGUACGUGCAGGACGAAAAAGUCGAAGAAGGGCCUGCGCAGGACGACAAGAUCUCAAUCGACGAAGACCUCGAUGGGGCUAAUGCAUCCAAUCUUCAUCGAUAUUUGAACCUUCAGCUCGAUACUGGUAAUGAACAUACCAACUUUCGUCGAAAAUGGUGGCAGUUGUGGUUAUCUAAGGACCCUCCGCCUCCAGCUCCCUCGUCUCUGGAGGAUGCAGCACUGACGCCUUUGGCCAAUGCUUCCAUUGUCUCUCGGCUGACUUACUCCUGGGCCACCAGUUUAAUGGUUCUCGGAUAUCAACGCACGCUGCAAGCGUCUGAUCUACAUAAAAUGGACACAUCCCGGGAGUCAGCCGUCCUCGCCGCCAAACUCGAAGCUGCAUGGCAACGGCGUGUUCAGGCAGCAGCCGACUGGAACGCACGUCUUGAGAGUGGAGAGCUCAAGCCGUCUCUCUUGAAGCGUACUGGCUGGGUCUUGCGUGCAAUCCCCAGUAAAGGGCACGCACAAGGCUCGACUUGGUCCGAGCGACGUACAGUAUUUCACAAACGCUGGCAAGAAUGCGACGGACGAAAAGAAGCCAGCCUUACAUGGGCUUUGAACGAUGUCUUUCGUAAUUUGUUCUGGAUUGGAGGCAUAUGCAGGGCACGAGUCUUCCUCAUAAAUCGUCGCUGUCAUAAUAAAUUUACCAAUGUCAUGCAGGUCCUCGGUGAUACAACACAACUCAUGAGUCCUCUCGUCCUUCGGCAAAUCAUCGUCUUUGCAGAGGAGCGUUCCGCUGCGAUUGCUGCCGGAGAAUCCGUCCCCAAUGUCGCUCGCGGUAUUGCCAUGGCUUUUGGACUCUUUUUGCUUAGCGUGACUCAAAGCGUCUGCACCCACCAGUUCUUCUGGUGUUCAAUGGCAACAGGCUUGUUGACCAGAGCCGCACUGGUAACGUGUAUUUAUGAGCGUGGGUUGAAGCUCACAGGCAAAGCGCGUGUCAAACUCAACAAUGCUGCGCUGGUUAACCACAUUUCCACUGACGUGAGUAGGAUUGAUAUGGCCGCUGAGUGGUUUCAUGGAGCCUGGACAGCGCCUAUCCAGGUCAUAAUUUGUGUAAUCAUUCUUCUAAACGAGCUCGGACCGUCUGCGCUCGCUGGUUGCUCUCUUUUUGUCCUCUUCAUUCCACUUCAAGAACGGUUAAUGGCCCUGCAGCGCAGUAUGCGCUUGGGGUCAAUGAAGUGGACUGAUCAACGUGCUAAAGUCCUGCUAGAGAUACUCGGGGCCAUACGAGUGGUCAAGUUCUUCUCCUACGAGGUUCCUCUUCUUCAAAGAAUCUUCGAGCUUCGAAAGAAUGAAUUGCGUGGUAUUCGACGGAUGCUUCAUUUAACUUCAGUAAAGCAAGUUCAGACUAUGGCGGUCGCGCUUUCACUCCCAGUUCUCGCUGCUACACUAGCCUUCGUAACAUACACCCUCACAGCGCACGACUUCGACAUUGCUGCCAUAUUCGUCUCGCUGAGUCUGUUCCAGAUUCUCCGGCAACCAAUGAUGGCCAUGCCACGCGCUCUGGCUACCAUCCCUGACGCAUCCAGCGCCAUCCAGCGGCUCACACGCGUGUUCCACGCUGAGCUUAUGUCUGAAGAUACGCUCGUGAUCGACAAGGACCAAGAGCUCGCGCUCGUGGUGAAAGAUGCGACGUUUGAGUGGGAGUCUUUCGAAAAGGACUCCAGUGAAGCUUUCAGCUCGAAGAAGGACAUGGGUAAGGGCAACAGCGUGAAAGAUGACAAGGCGAAGGGGCAGCCCGCUCCUGGAAAGGAUGCACCGCUCUUUAGGGUCAAGAAUGUGACCAUGGCCAUCCCACGAGGUCGGCUGGCCGCCGUGGUCGGGCCUGUCGGAAGCGGCAAGUCCAGCUUGUUGCAAGGAUUGAUAGGGGAGAUGAGGAAAGUCUCCGGGCAAGUCUCGUUCGGUGGUCGCGUCGGCUAUUGUCCGCAGACCGCAUGGAUCCAGAAUGCAACCCUGAUCGGAGAAAGGGGCAUCAAUCUCAGUGGCGGCCAGAAGCAGAGAGUCAACAUCGCUCGUGCUCUGUACUUCGACCCUGACAUUGUCAUAUUCGAUGACCCGCUCUCAGCGGUGGAUGCACACGUCGGAAAGUCGUUGUUCCAAGAUGCCAUUUUGGGCGCCCUGCGAAAUCGUGGCGUCACCGUCAUUCUGGUCACUCACGCGAUCCACUUCCUUUCGCAGGUAGAUCACAUCUACACACUAAACAACGGCGUCAUCACAGAAAGCGGAACCUAUGAUGAACUGAUCUCUCGCGGCGGGGACUUUGCGCGUUUGGACCUCGAGUUCGGCGGCCAUGCUUCUGAGGGGAAGGACAACGACCGAGCAGAGGAAGUCGCUCCGCAGACGAGCAUCACCGUCGAGCUCGUGAAGUUGAAGUCAGAAAGAACCAGAGACAAGGCUACCGGCAGCGGUAAACUCGAAGGUCGCUUGAUGUCACAAGAGAAGCGGUCGACGGGUUCUGUGUCCUGGAGAGUGUACUGGACCUACUUGGUUGCAGGACGCGGUUCGAUCAUGGGACCUCUGAUUAUUUUCUUCAUGAUUGCGGCGCAGGGAAGCCAAAUCCUGAACUCGUAUACGCUAGUUUGGUGGGAGAGCAACAAAUUCAACCGACCGAACUCAUUCUAUCAAACGCUGUAUGGGUGCCUCGGCGUUUGUCAGGCAGUCUUUACGUUCUUCCUUGGUGCUGGAAUGGACAUUGUGGCGUCUUAUGUGUCUCAAAACUUGUACCAGAAGUCCGCACGCAACAUCUUUUAUGCGCCCAUGUCCUUCUUUGACACUACGCCUAUGGGCCGAAUCCUGAGCAUUUUUGGCAAAGACGUCGACGCUAUCGAUAAUCAGUUAGCAUUGGCAUUAAGAUUGUUUGUUCUUUUACUAUCCAUGGUGAUGGGCUCUGUCAUCAUCGUUGCUGCCAUCGAACCGUACUUUGUUAUUGCCGUCUUCUUCAUCGCCAUCGGUAACAGCUACUUCGCUGCCUUCUAUAGAACCAGUGCCCGCGAGGUCAAGCGCCUGGACUCAAUGCUUCGCUCUCUUCUGUAUGCCCACUUUUCCGAGACAUUGACAGGACUUCCUACCAUCCGAAGCUACGGAGAAAUGAAGCGGUUCAUUGACACCAACAGAUACUAUGUCGAUCUGGAGGAUAGAGCUCUAUACCUCGUGAUUACUAACACGAGAUGGCUUGGUGUAAGGUUAGACUUCAUGGGAGGGGUGAUGGUCUUCUUUGUCGCUCUUCUCGCAGUGACCAACGUCUCCGGGAUCAAUGCCGCCCAGAUAGGACUGGUACUGACGUAUACCAUCAUGUGCGGUGUCGUGGUCCAACAGACGGCCGACGUCGACAAUUCCAUGAAUGCAGUGGAACGAUUGGUGGAGUAUGUCGAUUGCAGCACGAUCCCGCAGGAGGCGCCGCAUGUGAUCGAAGCACGCAAGCCCCCGGCGCAGUGGCCUGAAUGUGGUGCUGUCGAGUUUAAAGAUGUCAAGAUGGCAUAUAGACCUGGCCUUCCCAACGUAUUGAUGGGCAUCUCAGUCAAGGUCGAAGGAGGUGAAAAGAUAGGUGUCGUUGGAAGGACCGGUGCGGGAAAAUCUUCGUUGAUGCUUGCGUUGUUUCGAAUCGUCGAGUUGUCUGGUGGUUCCAUUACUGUCGAUGGUGUCGAUAUAUCUACGAUUGGUCUUAAAGACCUCCGCUCCAGGAUUUCCAUCAUCCCUCAAGAUCCUCUUCUCUUUAGCGGGACCAUCCGGUCCAACCUGGAUCCAUUCUCCCAACACAGUGACGCAGAAUUAUGGGAUGCGCUACAUCGGUCUUGUCUUGUUGAUUCCAGCACCACCUCGAAACACACCUCUGGUAGCGAUGUCAUCGAGAGGGAGCAAACUUACACCACCCGCUAUGACCUUGACAGAACCAUCGAGAGCGAGGGAGCGAACCUGAGUGUUGGAGAAAGAUCUCUGCUCAGUCUAGCUCGUGCGUUGGUGAAAGAUUGCAAAGUCGUCGUGCUCGACGAGGCCACAGCCUCUGUUGAUCUCAACACCGAUAGCAAGAUCCAACAGACGAUUCAGACGGAAUUCAAGGACCGCACGCUACUUUGUAUUGCUCACCGGCUUCGAACUAUCAUUUCGUACGAUCGGAUUCUGGUCCUCGAGGCCGGCCUUGUUGCAGAAUUUGACACUCCAUCCAAUCUAUUCAAGAUGGAAGGUGGGGUUUUCCGCGGAAUGUGCGAGAGGAGUAAUAUUUCUUUGAAAGAUAUAGAGACAAGUAGACAGGUUUAAAUGAAGGAGCUUUAUAUUGAUCCGGAAUUCCUUUUCGUGUGGUUCAGGCCUGCAUACUGUUGUUUCCGCAGAUAGUACCAAUAGACGUAGACUAGAUCCCUACUUGUAUGUAUGUUUUAUCGUGAUCUUGAAAUUGAUAUCUUCGGUCAGAUCGGGAAUACAUAUGCAUUUGUUCGAUCAAACGAUGGGAACACAAGCAAGCAUGAAUACAAAACACACAUCAACCCAACAGUCCUUUGACAUAAUUCAAUAGUUCUCGUCCCUGUGAGAUGGGCAAUCAGUCUGUGAUCGAGACUCUAGUUGUGCACAUGAACUCACCCCUUUGCUCUUUACCCCCGCU